CUUGACUUCAGUGUGUGAAUGGCAACGAGAAGGGGAGGACGUGUCGCCCGCACCUCCCGGACAAUUACGUUACAUAUGACAAAUAUUUCGAGUAGGCGAAUUUAACGAGAGUGAACGACAAGUGCACGCCGCGAGCCACGAGCGGGGCCGUGUGGGAGUGCUGGAGUCACCUGGCACCAAGGAAUAUGACGUGAUAAAGGGGCAGAUUGCAUUGUUGUCCUUGAGAAAUGGCGAGGCUUGAAGGGCAGCCAUGGGUGAAGGCCCCUAUUAUUUUCCUCUUUGCGGCCCUCCACCUGUGUUCCGCCGGCUGCCCCUCCGUCUGCAGCUGCCUAGGGGCCAUCGUCGACUGCUCCAGCACGGGCAUCAAGGAAGUCCCUCAGGAUCUCCCGGAAUGGGUGGAAGAAUUGGACUUGAGUGACAACAGAGGGUUCCAGUUAACUCCAGAUGCCUUCCAGGACCUUCCUCUGCUUCGUAUCCUAUAUUUACGUAAAUUGAACCUGUCUGGCCUGCAUCGUCUAGGAAACCUGCCUUCGCUAACUGAGCUGUACCUGAGUGACAACCGGAUCAGUGACGUGGAACAGGUGGAUCUGGAGGGGCUGCCCGGCCUGCUCCACCUCGACUUGUCACGGAACAGACUCAAACACCUCUCUUCUCGCCCCUUCAGGAACGUGACACUCGCUCGCCUUAACCUGAACAAGAACCAGUUGCGCCAUCUGGAACCGUCGUCCUUUGAGUCCCUGGGUUCCCUGGCGGAGCUCAAACUGUCCAGGAACCAGCUCACCUCACCAAUCUUCAACCACACCAACUCAGUCUUCGCCAACCUCACCAACCUCAGGAUCUUGGACCUGAGCGGGAACCAGCUGAACAACCUCAAGGGUCUUAUGUUCAGGGACCUCAAGAAGCUAAAAAUUCUGCGUCUGAGAAGAAACGGCAUUACUUCAUUCAGUGACGGCUCCCUCUUUGGCCUUGACUGCAUUGAGAAGCUAUACCUGGACUUCAACAACAUCACAACAGUCUCCAAAGGUCUUCUGUUUGAUCUCAAGUCCCUCGCUCACCUCUCCCUCAAGUCCAACCAGAUCCACUCCAUCCGCUCCGACACGUGGCAGUCAACCAAGUCCCUCAUCUCCCUGGACCUGAGUCACAAUCGCCUGGUGAUGCUGCGGGAGGCCACCCUCAAUGGCCUGGUCAAACUCACCUCCCUCAAGCUGUCCCACAACCACCUGGCCCAUGUGGAGCACGCCGCGUUCAAGGCCACGCCCAACCUCAUCAACCUUGACCUGAGCCACAACGACCUGCGGUGGAGUGUGGAGGACAACAGCGGAGUGUUCAGCAGUCUGCUCCACCUGGAGGUCCUCUCGCUGGCACACAACAACAUAGAGACCAUCCACGUGGAAACCUUCCGUCCCUUGGUGGCCCUCUCCAGCCUGGACCUGAAAGGCAACCAGCUGCGCACGCUGCCCCACAACCCCUUCAUGGGCCUGAAGCACCUCACCUCUGUGGCACUCAACACCUCCAGCCUGGUGUGUGACUGCCACCUGUCCUGGCUGCCCAGCUGGCUCGCCUACUUCACCACAAACUCCUCCACCGCCCCGCCCUCCUCCACCAUGGAGUGCAAGUACCCGCCUUCCCUCAAGGGGCGCCGCGUCACCUCCCUUAGAGGCACUGACUUUAGCUGUGACUCCUCGCCGCGGCCCAUCAUCAGCCACUCCCCGGUAGACCGCGUGGUGCUGCACAGCACCAACGUCACCCUGGCCUGUGUGGCACACGCCGGCGUCAGCGACUCUCAGGCAAAGUUCCUGUGGCGCAAGAACAAUCAGCUGCUGGUGGACUUCCCCGUCACCACCACAGAGCAGGUGGUGACCGUGGAGGGCCGUGUGCUGCACAACAUCACCUCACGCCUCCUUCUCUCCAACGUGUCGGAGCAGGACAGUGGCGAGUACCAGUGCGUUGUGCGCAACGACUUUGGAGCGAGCUACUCCCGCCGCGCCCACAUCCAGGUGCACAUCUACCCCUACUUCACCAAGCAGCCCGCCAGCGUGGCCGUGCGCAUCGGGGAGGUGGCCAAGCUGGAGUGUGCCGCCAGCGGCUCCCCGGCCCCGGAGAUCUCCCUGCUGAAGGAUGGCGGUGAGGAUUUUCCGGCGGCACGGGAGCGCCGCAUCCACGUGCUGUCCAAUGAGACGCUGUUCUUCAUCAAGCCGGUGACGCCGCUCGAUGAGGGCGUCUACACCUGCCGUGCCACCAACGCCGCCGGAGUGGCCUCCGUCGACGCCCGGCUCACCAUCAGGCAGAUCCCAGAGUUCACCAAGCGGCCCAAGGAUGAAGUGGCCACACUGGGCCACAACACUGUCCUAGAGUGUCGGGGCACUGGGCUACCUGUCCCCAAGCUGACCUGGAGCAAGAAUGGCGAGCCACUGCAGAGCGACGGCCACUACCUGCUGGUGGAUGACAGUCAGUACCUGCUGAUCAAGGAGACCCGCCUGGAGGACCUCGGCACCUACACCUGCGAGCUGACCAACAUCCUCGGCACCACACGGGAACACAUCAACCUGUCCCUGCGAGACUCCUCCUCAGCGGGCAGCACCACCACAGGCAUCGUGGUGAUUGCGGUGGUGUGCUGCGUGGUGCUGACGUCCCUGGUGUGGGUUGUCAUUAUUCACCAGACCAGGAAGCGCACCCAGUCAGCAAGUGGCCUGACCAGCCCUGCCGGCUAUCCCAGCGACAAGGGCGCCCUGGCCCGCUACCCCGCCCCUCAGCACCACGCCCUGGCCGCCCACCACCACCUCACCUCAGAGCUGAUGCACAACAUGACACCGCUGCUGGGUGCCACCGAGGGCUACCCCAGCGGCCAGGACAGCGGCUCGGAGCACUCCAGCGGGAAGGACUCCGGGACAGGGGACUCUGCACAGCGCUCCAAUGAGGACCUCCUUCCCCUGGACUUCAACAGGCCAGGACUGCGGCGCUCCCUCAUUAUCUGCUCUGACUCAAGGGGCUCACCAGUCAUGAGAGGUGUGAAUGGCCUUGGUGUUGGAGGUGGAGGUGAACCCGUGGCCUGUGAGGAGGUGCUGGGCCGACCAGUUCUCUCCACCUUCAGUCCACAGCACCUCUCCCCAAGCAGCUACAGCCCCUCCAGCCACUACACCGCCAGCCUCAGGCGAGGCUCAAACUCUCGCCUGUUGCCCGUGUCCUCCCCUGUCACCCCUUCCUCCACCCUGCCUCGUGGACCCUCCCUUCCCUACCAGACAAGACCUUGCUCCCCGUAUCAGUCAGCCUCUGGUUCCCCCUCCUCCUCUGAGGCGCAUAGCAGAGGCAGUCCCCUGGCCCAGCGACACUCCCCAGACGGUGGGGAUGCCAUUGACGAGGGCCAGGGCUACAGCCUGCACCGCCAGGCCAACGGUGACCUGCCCUGCGUGCACAGUGGCGAGGGGAGUGCUGUGCGCAGCCCCCGGGCAUCUGUGUCCAGUGCCAGUGACCACAGGAGUGAGCUGGACCUCAGGAUGGACAUGGCAGAGGUUCAGUUCCUUGGCCAAGUGCAUGGUGGCCGUGUCCUGGAGGGGAGAUAAUGGCCAUUGGGUUGGCGGGAAGGGCAGCCCGCUGCCCUCCCCUCGUGUAGGCAUUCCUCAAGCUAGUGGACAGUGUGAAGAGGUUUUGUAAGUGCAUUAUCUGUAUAAAGAAAGCAUCCAAAUGUGUGUACAUACCUGUAUAUAUAUAUAUAUGUGUAUGAGUAAAGCUGGACUUUAUGUAUGCAGAUAUCAACUGUUUGAGACAGUUCAGACUGCACAAGACAGGCAGCAGCAUCAAGGCUGCCCGGUGCUGGGCUGGUGCCGUAGUUUCUCAAGUGCUGCCAUCUGGAGUGCCAGAGUUCCUCUGUGGGAAACCCCCGUGAUAAGAAGACAUCUUGGCCACACUCACUCAGCCACUCACAGUCAGCAAGUCUCAUUAUAUAGAAGGUGUACUAUGGGCACAUGAACCUGGAACAGCAGCAGCAGCAGCAGCAGUAGCAGUGUGUGGAGCAGAAGCUCAGCCCUUAUGGCAGGGAACAGUGUGGUUGGUGUGGAGCCAUGGAAGCACAAGGCAGUGGUGGCAGCAACCAGGCAUGACAGGAGUGCAGGGUGGAGUGUGGAGGUGUCCCGCAGCCUGGCCACCCCUGCCACCACUCUCUCCUUGCCUCAGCCUUUGCCUGAAGAGAAGGAAUCCAGCACCACACCCACACCUCCAAGGACUCCCUGCCACUGUUCCAAGGAGCAGAGUUGCACGUGCAUUAAUAACUGGAAAUGUGUUCCGUCCCAAGUCUUGCCACGGCACGAUGCCUUUAGUGUGAGGGACACAAGGCCACUCACACUGCUAAACCUACCCUCAACAACAUUCUCCAAUCAAAAUUGCAAUCCCUCCCCCAGAAGCUGUCUGUGCCUCACCAACAGGAACGGAGACGUCCACAAGGCUGCGGCGCUGCACCGGCCGUGUGCUAACUUGGUGCACUGGCCACCCACCCCCCUGCUCUCCAGCCAUGCUGAGGCAGGGCCCGGGGGUGAGGGAGCCCCAGUGCACCAAUGCAUUGUUGUUUUGUAGGCUUGAUUUUACUACAUCAUAGCUGAAAAAUAAUCUGUGUUCCUUGUCUACUUAGAAUAUUUUUAUAUUGAUUUUGAAUUACUUAGGAACAUCUCUUUUGCUUCGUAGGAAGAACUGUGCAGUUGCUUUGUAAUGUAGUGACACUGUCCUGUGGAAAGGCAUCUGUAGAGCUGCUAUUGUACCAGCAUUGUAUCAACAGUGUGUGUGUGUGUGUGCAUGUGUGCAUGUGUGCAUGAGUGUGUGUGUGUGCGUGCUUGCAUGUGUGUCCAGCCUCCUCUUGUCGUAGAGCACUGCAAUGUUUGUUCCUAACAGUGGUCGAGUUCAAAUACUGCAAGUCUGUGUUGUGACGUAGGUUAAUGAGGUGUGCUGAGCGCAGCGUCGUGGUUACUUCACGCAUUUACUGACACUUGAGAAACUAUUGUACAUUUAAGUCGACCUCAAACUAGUCACCUUCUGACGUAAGCAGUUACUAUGUCACAACCUCCUCUCGCAGCAGCUUCUCCUCACCCGAGACAGCAGGGUGCAGGCAGCUCCCCCCACACCCUGGCAGGGCCGCCUUCAGGGGCUUGUUCAAAGGUGAAGAUGUAAUGUACAGAGUCUGAAGGCACAAUAUCAGACAUUCUGGCUCCUUUUUAUGCUUCCUUCCUUCCUUCCUUCUGUACUGUUGUUUUCCAUGUCUUUCUGUUUAUGUUCAUUACCAUCUCUCUCUCUCUCUCUCUCUCUCUCUCUCUCUCUCUCUCUCUCAUAUCCCUUUAUUACUUAAAAAAAGAUCUCAGAUAAAUUUUCACAACACACACACACACACACACACACACACACACACACACACACACACACACACACACACACACACACACACACAGCACCUACCUCCCCCUGCCACCCCCCCCCUCACCCCUGCAUUGCCUCUGUGAAGAAAACAGCCCAGGGUGAUUGGACAUUGUUCUAAAUACUGAUUGUUAUCACUGUUACUUUUUUUUUAACAUUUAUUUAUUAGCAAGUAAUGAAUCCUAUUUUUAUGAGUAGAAUUAUUGUUAUUAUUAUUAUCAUUAUUAUUAUUAUUAUUAUUAUUGUGGUUCUGGAAAGCAAAUGUGCAGUUUUUAUACAUCAGGUUAUGGUUUUGUAUGUGAUUUUAUAUAUAUUUAUUAUUGUUCAUUUCGUACGUCGGCACAAAUUACGUAGAACAAGAUUAUCAAAUUAUUAUUAUUACGUCGAUACGUCAAACUGUUUUCUAUUCUGAUUUUUAUUGAAGUAUAUUGAACAAAAUAUGUACAGCUCUUGGUUUGAAGGAAAGAAUUAAUUGAGUAAAUGAUAAAGGUUAAGUGUAAGAGUCCAGCAUGUGUAUGGUAAAGACUAACCUUACAUUCUUAGCUUAGUAAGGCACGGAGAAGAAAUUACAGCAAGUUUCCAAAAGAUUUUUAGCAAUGGAGAAAAAUGGAAUGACUAACGUAGCCUAAUUGGAUUGUUGUGAGGCUUCUGACAUGGUUGUGACAUAUUAACCGGUAAUUGUAAUGUCAAAUCUUACCUUGUUCCUUCUUUAAGUUUUUAUUAUUAUUAUUAUUAUUUUAUUAUUUUUUUUAUAACGUGUACAGAUCUAUUUUGUUGAUCCGUUAACAAUUUAUAUAAUAUUUUGUACAGCCCAAAACUGCGAACGUGAUGUCUCCUGUUGGCAUCUGGCACCCCCUUUGUACCUCUCUGUUUGUUUCCUUUUCAUCUAUUACCUGUCUCUUCCUCCCUGUUUCCUUUCCAUCUUUCCCUCCUCCUUUCCUCUCCAUCUGUUACCUGUCUCUCCCUCCCUGUUUCCUCUCCAUCUCUUCCACCUUUCAUCUCCAUCUGUUACCUGUCUCUCAUCCUGUUUCCUUUCCUGCUACCUGACACAUCCUCCUACUUUCUUAUACAUCUAUUACCUGUCUCUCCCUCCUCCUUUUCUCUCCUGUUACCUGUCCCUCCUCUUCCCCUAACCUUGUCUCUUCCCGCGAGCCGCAAGACAUCGAAGACAUCCCUGGCAGCUGUCCGUGCCGAGGGAUACUAACUAUUUAAGUUAUUAAGAAUCCUCCUCUGCAGCCUCUCCUUUUCAUUAAUAAAACUGUGUAUAUGAAA
Portunus trituberculatus (swimming crab) is the source of this 6666-nucleotide messenger RNA. RefSeq names its product leucine-rich repeats and immunoglobulin-like domains protein 1. The record is from RefSeq and is a predicted model, not a curated record. NCBI's taxonomy places the organism in Eukaryota, Metazoa, Arthropoda, Malacostraca, Decapoda, Portunidae. Gene Ontology annotation, molecular function: protein binding.